AUGGAUUUCGACUGUAAAGAUAUCCUGAACUGCACAGGAAGUAGUUUCAUAAGCACUGUGGUACUGUUAUCGAUGCAGUUUUGGAUAUCUUUACGCAAGGCUGUUACGAUUAAUAGUAAUCUAAUGAUUGCAAAAAUGGAUUCGGACGGUGCUGAUGCUGGUGGUGAAGCACUGGUUUCAACUAUCGGAAGUAAUAUCCAACGGCUUAGCCAGUAUGGUUUGUUUUUGCAGCUUUUUUGA
Gongylonema pulchrum is the source of this 240-nucleotide messenger RNA. Lineage: Eukaryota; Metazoa; Nematoda; Chromadorea; Rhabditida; Gongylonematidae. The record is from the annotation of a GenBank genome assembly.